AUGGCUCCAGCGAAUGAGGAGACAGGCCGGGUACCGAGGCCGCAGCCGCUCCCUGCUUCCCCUCAUCCUUCAAACGCCGCUCCCAGCGCUCUCGAUCGUGACGGUGACACGGUAGAACCAGCCAUCUCAAAUCCAGCCGAGACCAGUGCCGACCCUAGUCCAGCCUCUUCAUCCCACUUUCAGUCUGAAUCUCCCAGCCUCGCGCCGAAGGAACGCCCAGUCUCCGGUAUAGUUCCCCCGUAUUGGAGCCAUCAUCGCAAUGCGUCUCGCGUGUCGCAAAUAUCUACCGAUGGAGGACCGGCGAUAACGCUUGAAGAUCAUACUGAGGACCCGAACUCUGAAACUAGCCGUGGCCUGUGGGCCAAGAGCGUCACGAUCGAUGAUCAUGUCGUUGUCCAGGGAAAGACAGGGAUAGGUGCAUACGUGGUGUGGAAUUGCAAGAUCCGAACCCUGGAGAUAUUCCGAGUUCGACGACCUCCGACUAAAGCUAGUGAGAUCCUUCCCGCACGCGAAGAACGCCCUCCCAUCACUCCCACCAAAGAGUGUCCUCUGUACGCCUCCAGCACAUUGUGA
Molecule: messenger RNA, 573 nt
Organism: Aspergillus mulundensis
Lineage: Eukaryota; Fungi; Ascomycota; Eurotiomycetes; Eurotiales; Aspergillaceae
Exons: 2
Coding region: 1-573 (190 amino acids)
Source: RefSeq, a predicted model, not a curated record